Molecule: messenger RNA, 1163 nt
Organism: Meloidogyne enterolobii
Lineage: Eukaryota; Metazoa; Nematoda; Chromadorea; Rhabditida; Meloidogynidae
Source: the annotation of a GenBank genome assembly
UUAUGAGUUCCUCCUCAACAUCUUCCCCAAAUUCUUCGGCAGCCCCAACAUCUUCAUCCUCUUUUGUUAUUAACGGUUCUUCAACUUCACUUCAUAAUCUUCAUUUAAAUAAUAUUGGACAACAACAAUUAAUAGAUCCAAAUCGUUAUAAUAGUUUAGAGUAUUUUGAAUUAUCCGGAAAAUUAGGUAAAGGGCAAUUUUCGGAGGUUUUGAAAGCAAAAAAUAAAAUGACUGGAAGAAUGGUUGCAAUUAAGAAAAUUGAGCUUGAUUUAAUGAAAAAUAAAAAAGCUAGAGAAGAUUGUCGAAAAGAAAUUGAUUUACUUAAACAAUUACAACACGAAAAUAUAAUUAGAUAUUUUUGUUCAUUUAUAGUUGCUGACCAAUCAAAAGAAUAUUUAAUGAUUGUUUUGGAAUUAGCUGAAGCUGGAGAUUUAAGCCGUCUUUUACGUACUUUUAAAAAGAAUUUUCGUUUACUUCCAGAACGUAGUAUUUGGAAGUAUUUUGUACAAAUAAGUAGAGCAAUUGCUUAUAUGCAUAGCCGUUCAAUAAUGCAUAGAGAUAUUAAACCAGCAAAUGUUUUUAUUAGUUCUGGUGGAAUUGUUAAACUUGGAGAUUUAGGUCUUGGAAGAUUUUUGUCAAUGGAAACAAUGAAUUUAAGUACAUUUAAAAAAGGAAUGGUUUUUUCUAUUGUUGGAACUCCUUAUUAUAUGUCUCCAGAAAGAAUGAAUGAAAGUGGUUAUAGUUUUAAAUCAGAUAUUUGGUCUGUUGGUUGUGUUUUAUAUGAGAUGGCAGCUUUACAAUCACCUUUUUUUGGUGAAAAGCAAAAUUUACUGGCAUUAGUUCGUAAAAUAAGUAAAUGUGAAUAUCCCCCAAUACCUUCAAAUAUUUAUUCCCAACAUCUUAAAUUAACUGUAUCUAACUGUAUCUGUGCAAAUCCAGCACGCAGAUUUGAUGCUAGAGACGUUCUUACUGUUGCUGAACACAUGCAUAGCCACUUCUCUUCAAUUUCUAAAUCACAACAAAAAAUUCAUUCAGCCCCACAAUUAAUUACAAACACAACAACUAUUCGCCAACCACAACCUGUUAGACGAAUUCAAGUUACAAGUAAUCGAAGUCCUACAACAUUGCCACAAUUGGGAGGAAGACAAAAUACACAACUUUAA